GAAAUGCAAGUUACGGCCCAGGAAAUGGAAGAUGCAAAAGUUCCAUUGCACCGUCGUGACUUUUGCGCUCAUGUUUAUAUCCCUCUGAUGAAAUGCAGGAAAGAAAACUAUUACCUACCUUGGAGAUGUCAACAUGAACGACAUGCUUGGCAUGAAUGCGAAUAUGAA
Messenger RNA from Trichoplax adhaerens, 168 nucleotides. RefSeq lists its product as hypothetical. The annotation marks the transcript as partial. The transcript has a single exon. Gene Ontology annotation, cellular component: mitochondrion. NCBI's taxonomy places the organism in Eukaryota, Metazoa, Placozoa, Uniplacotomia, Trichoplacea, Trichoplacidae. The record is from RefSeq and is a predicted model, not a curated record.